This is a messenger RNA of Brenthis ino (lesser marbled fritillary), 1800 nucleotides long. NCBI's taxonomy places the organism in Eukaryota, Metazoa, Arthropoda, Insecta, Lepidoptera, Nymphalidae. The record is from the annotation of a GenBank genome assembly.
AUGAAACUAAAUAUAUCUAUGAUGCAAUUGGUAAUAAGACUUCUAAUACUUAUGAUACUCAUCGUUAUGUUAGGAAUAAUAUCAACGUUUCUAUACAGUGUGAAGUUUUGGCCAGAUAUAUACAAUUACAUAAAUGCUAACAUAACUAUAAAGAGAAUACCAAAAAUAUCUGAAAUUGAAAAUUUGACAAUAAUUGAAGAUACCAUGUCCAUGACAACUGAUUUUUAUGAAAGUACAGAUUUUUCAACUACAGAAGCCUAUGAAGAUGAUUAUUCGAAAUUUGAAGAUUUUGAAGAUCUGAACAGAAGAAGAAGGAAUGUAAAGGUCGAUGAAGGAAAAGAUUACAGUGAAAUUCCAAAGAGUAAUGUCGUAGUAGAUUAUGUGUUUGAUUCAGGAGAAAAUGUUGAUAUAAACGAUUCAAUUGAUGAAAGUCUAAUUUGUGUUAUAGUGUUAAUAAAAGGUAUUGUGGGAAAUAGUGAAUGUGACACAUAUAUAAAGUGUGUUGGCUCAUUUUUUGAUAUUUUUUUUGGCGUUCCUGAUGUUAUCAACAUAAAUGACACUGAUAGUGACAUAGCAGUUCCAGGCUUCGAAAAUAUAAACGUGGCAAGCAUAAACUUACAUAAUAUUUUAGAGAGUGUUUCCAGUUUUCUUAAGGAAGAAGUAACAAAUGGCUUUCAAUUCGGUAAUCCAAUAAACGCUUUGCGUAAUGCUAGUAGCGAUACAACAAUAUAUGUGAAAAUUAUACCAAUAAACGUUGAUGUUGAAAAUAUAAAAGAAGACAGCGAUAUUGUUAGUGAAAUUAACUCUACUGACACAUAUUUUCAACCAAAUACAAAAACUGAAAUUGUGCUACCAAAACAAAAUAAAAUUAAUAAAAAUAAUACCCAACAGAGAAAAAAUAUAAAUAAAACUAAAAAGAAAAUUCAAGAAAAUGAAAUACCAAAUACUGAAUUUGCAAUGUAUUACGAUACAGACGACAAUAGUACAGAUUAUCCUAUAAUUGAUUAUAUAGAACUAUACAAGGAUACUACUAACGAAUAUGUAGAAAUCAAAAUUGAAACAAGUACGAUGAGUCAUUUAAUGAGUAAAAAUGAAACGUAUGUGAACACAUCAGACAAUAGCAUUUAUAUUGAAGAAAACUGCACAGCGAAUACGAAUAUAUCACAACUUAUAUUCCCGUGGGUGGCAACGAUCUUUAUCAAAAACGACACGAGCGAUCAGUUCGACUACUAUUGCGAUGGCGCCGUAGUGUCUAAGAACGUUAUUAUUACAGCUGCACGAUGUCUCCAAUACUAUGAAACAUGGACAAAAUCGGAAAAUAUAAUUGUAUUAUUAGACAAGACUUCGCUACGAAGUAUGAAUGGAAAUGAAAUGGCUGUUAAGGUAAAAGAGGUUAUAAUACACGACAAUUUCACAAUGCGACCGGAAAAUGAUAUUGCAAUACUAGUAAUGGAAACCUCGCUCAAAAGGCAGACCGCUUGCUUCGGGGAAGGCGAUUUUGGAGAAGCUUUUACAACUGGUUGGGCGGUUUCAGGUGAACUAACACUAAUUCCUUUUGACACAGAAGGCAUUGUCAAUUGCAACGAUUUUCCAGUAAAUAACACAUUUUGUGCUUCAUACAAAAACGACGUAUCAGUAUGCCCAAGUUACGGAGGUUUGUUCGUAGUAAGACAUACAAACACAUGGUAUCUCCGCGGUAUACGCUCGGCUGAUCCCACUGAUAAGGGCUUUUGUGUUGACCACGACAUAACAUUUACAGAUUUAACACUUUAUUUAGAUUGGAUAAUGCAAUAUAUUGAA